Molecule: messenger RNA, 1151 nt
Organism: Ceratosolen solmsi marchali
Lineage: Eukaryota; Metazoa; Arthropoda; Insecta; Hymenoptera; Agaonidae
Gene: sea
Product: mitochondrial citrate transporter scheggia
Exons: 4
Coding region: 1-993 (330 amino acids)
Biological process (GO): mitochondrial citrate transmembrane transport
Cellular component (GO): mitochondrion
Molecular function (GO): citrate secondary active transmembrane transporter activity
Source: RefSeq, a predicted model, not a curated record
AUGGACGUGGCCAGGCUGGUUAUGAUGGGGCAGGCACUGACAUCCGCGAGGGAGGAGGACGGCCGGCAGGCUUUUCCCGGGCGACCCUGGAUGCGAGAGAAGGGUCUGGCUUCCGGGACUGCGAGCAACGUCGGCCUCAAGGGCAUCGUUGCCGGUGGUAUCACAGGAGGUAUUGAAAUUUGUAUUACAUAUCCUACCGAAUAUGUUAAGACUCAGCUCCAACUCGAUGGGAAAUCUGGUGCUAGUAAACAAUAUAAAGGCAUUUUUGAUUGUGUCAAAAAAACUGUAAAUAACCAUGGCUUUUCUGGACUAUACAGAGGAUUGUCAGUUCUAAUUUAUGGUUCGAUACCAAAAUCUGCUGUUAGAUUUGGCUCAUUUGAGAGUGUGAAGAAACAGCUUGCGGAUGCAGAUGGGAAAUUAAAUGCCCAGACUCGCUUACUUUCUGGACUUAGUGCUGGUGUUUGCGAAGCUAUUUUUGCUGUUACUCCUAUGGAAACUAUCAAAGUAAAAUUUAUUAACGAUCAACGAUCCAGUAAUCCCAAGUUCAGAGGAUUCUUUCAUGGUGUUAGUCACAUUGUCAAAGAAAAUGGCCUUAGAGGAAUAUAUCAAGGCUUGACACCAACAAUAAUAAAACAAGGUUCCAAUCAAGCCAUUCGAUUUUUUGUAAUGGAAUCUUUAAAAGAAUGGUACAAAGGGGGAGACAAUAAUAAACACGUUCCUAAAUUAGUUGUCGGUGCCUUUGGUGCAGUAGCGGGAGCCGCGUCGGUCUAUGGAAACACACCUAUUGAUGUUAUAAAAACAAGAAUGCAGGGACUUGAAGCUGCCAAGUAUAAAAGUAGUUGGGAUUGUGCAGUGCAAGUAUGGAAAAAUGAAGGUCCUACGGCGUUUUACAAAGGAACAAUACCUAGAUUAAGUAGAGUUUGUUUGGAUGUUGGUAUAACCUUCAUGAUCUAUGAUUCCUUUAUGGAAUUCUUCAACAAAGUCUGGCCUUAGAAAUAAUUUCAUACGGAAUUCAUUUUCCAACAUGAUUGUUCAGAGUGUUAUCUCAUAAUUCAAUAACAUCUGAAAUUUAUGUGCCUACACCAGGUAUAGCAAAUAAAGAACUGAAUUACGAGCUUUAAUAGAAAUGAAUUUUAAAUGACAACCAUACA